UCUAAACCUCUGUCCUUUAUCAACCCAUUUUCUUCAGCACACAACCAAAACAACAAACUUUUCUCAAACUCAAAAUGGCACCACCACCGCGUUUCUAUUCACACCUCCUCCUCGUGAUUUGCGCCACCGUCUUAUUAACACUAACGAUCUCACCGCCGACAGUAACCGCCGGAGGAUUCAACCUCGGAAUGGAAUGGAUUCACCAAACGAAAACAACCUGCGAAGGCACCAUCGCCGAUUGCAUGUUGCAGCAAGGCGAAGAAGAGUUUCAGUUCGACAGCGAGAUCAGCAGGCGUAUUUUAGCAACAACUAAGUACAUCAGCUAUGGUGCGCUUCAGAGGAACACUGUGCCAUGCUCUCGCCGUGGUGCUUCUUACUAUAACUGCCGUCCCGGUGCUCAGGCCAACCCUUACAGCCGUGGAUGCAGUGCCAUUACGAGGUGCAGGAGUUGAUUAUUAUUUUUUUUUUCAAUUUUUGAAAAAAUAAUAAUAAUUAAGUAUUAAUUAAGUUUGGUUGUGAAUUUUUUUUUAUAUACUUUUAAUAUGUGGAUGUUUAAUCCUUUUUAUUUGUGGGUCACUGUUGUGAGUUGUGACUCUUUUAUGAAAAUACUAUGCUAUUUACAGUUGUUGAUUAUUGUUAAUUAUUGUUAAUUACAUUAUCAUCAAUUAAUUAUUUAUUUGUUGUUA
Molecule: messenger RNA, 686 nt
Organism: Vicia villosa (hairy vetch)
Lineage: Eukaryota; Viridiplantae; Streptophyta; Magnoliopsida; Fabales; Fabaceae
Product: protein RALF-like 33
Exons: 1
Coding region: 75-452 (125 amino acids)
Source: RefSeq, a predicted model, not a curated record